Ostreobium quekettii is the source of this 774-nucleotide messenger RNA. Lineage: Eukaryota; Viridiplantae; Chlorophyta; Ulvophyceae; Bryopsidales; Ostreobiaceae. The record is from the annotation of a GenBank genome assembly.
AUGCUGAAGGGCAAGUGGUGCCUGGUGACGGGCGGCGGUCGCGGCAUCGGCCGCACGAUCGCCCUCGCCCUCGCCAAGGAAUCCGCGUCCCUGGCCCUGACGGCCCGAUCGCUGGAACAGCUGGAAUCCGCGGCCGCUGAGUGCAAGGCGGCCGGCGCGCCGGAGGUGGAAGUCUACACGGCUGAUGUUACGGACCCCAAGGCGAUGGACGGGCUGGCGGCGAAGCUGUUGGAGAAGCACGGAUGCGUCUCAGUGUUGGUGAACAAUGCCGGCAUCCUCGCAAAUGGGAUGAGCGCUCUUGAGGGGGACCCCGAUGAGUGGGAGAAGAUGAUGGUGGCAGACCUUACAACUCCAAUGCGGCUGACGCGCCUCCUGGCUCCUGCCAUGGUGGAGCGCAAAGAUGGCGCGAUCAUCAACAUCUGCUCCGUCCUUGGCGUGGAUCCCAGUUCUUUUGCAGCAGCCUACUGUGCUGCCAAGUUCGGCCUGCGGGGCUGGUCACUGUCCUCCCACGAGACCCUCCGACGUAGCAACGUGAAAGUGGUCUGCAUCAACCCUGGACUUGUGCGCACCCCGCUGGCAGGGGGGAUGCCUGGCGCGGUCCCAGAGGACAUGAUAAGCCCGGACGACGUUGCUGAGGCGUGUCUGCUGGCUCUGAGGACCAGCACAAAGUGCGUCCCAACAGAAAUCACGCUCAGGAACGCGCAGAAUUGUGGCUAUAUGUUGUACGACCCGACGGAGCUGAUGAUGGAGAAGAUGGCUGCGUCCCAGAAGUGA